GCCUGAUAAAGAAGGCCAAAGCACUUCCUUCCCUUGUCCUUGUGAUUGAGACUUCACCUUACCCCCCGCUACUGCUGCUGCUACUACUGCUCCCUUGGGGUCUCCUAUAUAUUAACCACCAACGCUUCAACGAUUGCUUGGUCACUUCACACAGAUUGGCUUCUUCGUAUACAUAUACGACGAUGGAGGGCAUGAUGAAGAGGCACCAGGUUCCAGCAUUUGGGUACUGGGAUUACUGCGACGAGCUUCCCAUCACCCGCUACUUUGAGUCAGCAGUGCAGGCUGGGUUGAUCCGAGGCCAUUUUUUUGGUGAAGAUGACGAUGUCUUUAACGUGUCAGCCCAAGUGAGACCGGCCUAUCUUAACCACCAUAGAAAGGUGAAAAAGGCUGGUGAUAUAGGAGGAGAGAAGCACUACGGUAAAGGGCAGCAGAGGAAGCAAGUGAAGGUAAUCAGCGACCUGAAGAUCCAAGCCACCCCGAGGAGGCAUAGAGCUCCCAAGGCCGUGGACGAGGACUUGUACAAGAUCCCACCUGAGCUCCUCUACCAGAAGCCCAAGAGGAAGAGAUCGUUAAAGAAGUUAUGGUCAGGAUGUAUGGGACUCAACAGCGUUGCCUGAGCGGACGAAGGACCGAUGGAGUGAGAGCGCAUCGCAUGCCGAAGCUUUAGCACCAUGGAGAUCCUUUUUAUUUUCCCUCUUCAGUCGCCGUUGUGAUCUUUUCCAGGCUUUGAUCAAUGUGAUGUGAUAUAUCAUUGAACAGUGACUUCUCUCAGUCAGAAGUGAAGGAUAUUAUAUAUAUAUAUAUAUAUAUAUAUAUAUAUGGUUUUUGUUGUAGGCUAGAAAUUAAUGAAAGAGAGACUGGUCUGGUAAUCAGCCAUUUAUUUGGCAGGA
Musa acuminata subsp. malaccensis (wild Malaysian banana) is the source of this 890-nucleotide messenger RNA. RefSeq lists its product as uncharacterized. Lineage: Eukaryota; Viridiplantae; Streptophyta; Magnoliopsida; Zingiberales; Musaceae. The record is from RefSeq and is a predicted model, not a curated record.